AUGGAAAAAACGUGGAGAUGUAAUUCCUGCCUAGUGGUUAACACGGAGGAGGCCACAGAAUGUGCGUGUUGUAUGCAAAAGAGGAGCAACGAGGAUGUUAAAACAAACGGAAAUUUUAUGAAAAAUGGUAACGAAAGCGAUUUUGGUAACCUAACCGAUAGUGAAAAAAAAAGAAGAAAAAAAAAUGACGACAACUCCUCCAUUAAUACAGACACAAAUGUUGAAGCACAUGCCACAAAUUCAACAGAGGACACCAAGUAUAGUGAAAAUACACAUGAAGGUAAAAGUAGCAUAUUCGAUGGAGAUGGUUUUAUGCCAUCGUUCAAGCAAUCCCCUAGUAUACUAUCGUCAAAUAAAAGCAUUUUCAUAACGGCCGCGCUAAAUAGUAAUGCCACCACCGCAACGAGCGGUACCAGAACUGUCCCAUUUGAGGACUCCAAUGGGCACAUUAAACAGGACAAAACGGGGGAGAAUAACGCCACUCAAGAGAAAACCAAAAAGUCCAUUGAAAAAGGCAGACAGAGGAAGAGAGCAGCAGACAAACGAGAGAGAGCGCCAUCUACGCGAAUACAACCUGUUCGAAAAUGCACACAAAAAAAAAUAAACUACAGGACGUAA
Messenger RNA from Plasmodium coatneyi, 618 nucleotides. RefSeq lists its product as uncharacterized. Bases 1 to 618 code for a protein of 205 amino acids. The record is from RefSeq and is a predicted model, not a curated record. The transcript has a single exon. NCBI's taxonomy places the organism in Eukaryota, Apicomplexa, Aconoidasida, Haemosporida, Plasmodiidae.